Molecule: messenger RNA, 1659 nt
Organism: Colletes gigas
Lineage: Eukaryota; Metazoa; Arthropoda; Insecta; Hymenoptera; Colletidae
Gene: dmrt99B
Product: doublesex- and mab-3-related transcription factor A2
Exons: 6
Coding region: 1-1659 (552 amino acids)
Biological process (GO): sex differentiation; regulation of transcription by RNA polymerase II
Cellular component (GO): nucleus
Molecular function (GO): RNA polymerase II cis-regulatory region sequence-specific DNA binding; protein binding; DNA-binding transcription factor activity, RNA polymerase II-specific
Source: RefSeq, a predicted model, not a curated record
AUGUCGUUACCGCGGGGUGUCGGUCUUGGUGUCGACGUGGGCCAAUUGAUGCAACACCAGCAACAGCAGCAGCAACAUCACGUGCUACCAGCCGCGUUCUUCCUUCGUGCCAGUGCCGAGAGAUACCAAAGGACACCGAAGUGCGCGAGAUGCCGUAAUCAUGGUGUCGUUUCCGCAUUGAAGGGCCACAAACGGUAUUGCCGUUGGCGGGACUGCGUGUGUGCAAAAUGUACUCUGAUCGCCGAGAGGCAACGGGUGAUGGCUGCCCAGGUGGCGUUGCGGAGGCAGCAGGCCCAAGAGGAGAGCGAGGCGCGCGAGUUGGGCCUGCAAUUGCAAUACAAUACGGGCAGCUGCACCACCGCCCCCGUUCUGCCCAGUGCGGCCAGCGCGACCACGCCAGCUGGUAGCCCGCCCCCGCACCCGGCCCACGUUUCCAGUCCCGGGGGUUUGGGAAUUCCGGCGGCGGCGGCAGCCGCAGCCGCGGCCGCGGCCGCACACAUCCAGACGCAACUCCAGCAUCAGCAGCCAGACUGCGGCCUCCUGCAACGGAAGAGGCUUCCCCAGGACGAGUACCGGCAGCCCAAAAUCGAGAAACAGGAUCCGAUCGUCGGUGGAAUCGCAGGCACAAAGAGGUCGAGAAUCUCUGAGAGCACUACGGGAACAAUGCUUUCCACGAGCGACACCGGUAACGAAGACGACCGUGACUCCGACUCCGGCGGGGAACUUCUCGCUGACCGUCCAUUGGGAGUGGCGACGUCGAUCGGAUUAACGGAUAAUGAUACGCCGAGGAAGCGGUCCAGUAGUCUGAACGAUUCCGAGGAAGGAAGUCCGGAACCUGGUUCGCAGAGUCCGACGCACACGCCGCCACUAACGCCAGCAUUGACCCCGCAAAGGGAAGACACGCCGGCGCCAGAGAAUCUCAGCCUCCGCAAAACCGGGAGUCCCCAGCAAACCCAGCAGACCCUGCAACCGGUGGACCUCGUGCAACCCAGACCCAGCCCUCCGCUACCUUCGCUGGCGGCUGCAGCGACGGCAGUGCACUUUCCACCGUACGCGCCUCUUUAUGGACCCGCGGCAAGUUCCCUCUACUGUUCACCGGCCCUCUACCAGCACCACCAUCACAUGCCAGAGCCCCGCGAGAUUCAGAUGCAGAUGCAGAUGCAGAUGCAAAACAUCCAACAGUCUUGCGGUCUUCAGUUGCAGCAGCAGCAACAGCAACAACAGCAGCAGCAGCAGCAGCAACAGCAACAACGGUCCCCGGUGGACGUUUUGCUGCGAGUCUUUCCGGGAAGGCGUCGCGCGGACGUGGAGGCUCUGCUGCACCGGUGUAAAGGCGACGUAGUCUCCGCCAUGGAGGUGCUGGUCUGCGAGGACAGUCUGCAACCGAAGUCGGCGUUCUCACCGCUGGCGGGCGCGUUGGCGUCGGCGGCGGCGGCGUCCGCGUCUGUAUCGGCCGCGUACGCGACCCGCGCCGCGUACUGCACCACUCCCAUACCCUCGACCAGACACAGGUUCCUGGCUGCGCCUUACGCGGGCACCGGUUACCUGCCCACGGUGAUCAAGCCGCCCAAUCAGAGCCUGCACGCGAACGGUACCGGCGACGCCUAUCGGGAAACCAGUCCCGACGACGCCAGCGACAAGACCAGCUACUCCGAGUGA